Molecule: messenger RNA, 1815 nt
Organism: Oncorhynchus kisutch (coho salmon)
Lineage: Eukaryota; Metazoa; Chordata; Actinopteri; Salmoniformes; Salmonidae
Product: stonustoxin subunit alpha-like
Exons: 5
Coding region: 1-777 (258 amino acids)
Molecular function (GO): protein binding
Source: RefSeq, a predicted model, not a curated record
AUGGCAAGUCUCUCUCUCCAGAGUUAUCAGUCUCUCUCUCUCCAGAGGUAUCAGUCUCUCUCCAGUAUCAGUGUAUCUUCAGACUUACCCAGCAUCGUUGUCCGUCCUCUUCAGUCCUUUGGAGAUGUGAGUCAGACUGUGUCUGAACUGAGAGAGAAACUAGAAGACUUCCUUAAAGGAGAAUGGACCAAGAUCUCCACUACAGUGAAUAUAGUGGAUGUUGUACUGCCUCCAGAGCCCAGAGAACAGUUGUUACAAUAUUCCUGUCAGCUCACACUGGACCCAAACACAGCACACACACGCCUCUCUCUGUCUGAAGGGAACAGAAAGGUGACACGUACAGGCCAAGUCCAACCAUAUCCUGACCAUCCAGACAGAUUCACCUACUGGUACCAGGUUCUGUGUAGAGAGGGUCUGUCUGGACGCUGUUACUGGGAGGUGGAGUGGACUGGUGAUGUUGAUACAGCAGUCUCAUAUAAAGACAUCAGCAGAACAGAGAGAGAUGGUGGAUUUGGAUACAAUAACAAGUCCUGGAGUUUACAUUACUAUAGAGGUGAUUAUUGGUUCAGACACAAUAAUGUUGAGACUAAAGUAUCAGGCCCUCAGUCCUCCAGAGUAGGAGUGUACCUGGAUCACAAGGCAGGUACUCUGUCCUUCUACAGUGUCUCUGACACAAUGACCCUCCUCCACAGAGUCCAGACCACAUUCACUCAGCCCCUCUAUCCUGGGUUUAGUCUCUAUAGUUAUAAUGGUACUGCUGAGCUGGUUAAACUGUAGUAGGGUUCACAUAGAUACUAGUCAUGCUGGUGUAGUCUAUAGCUGAGCUGGUUAAACUGUAGUAGGGUCCACAUAGAUACUAGUCAUGCUGGUGUAGUCUAUAGCUGAGCUGGUUAAACUGUAGUAGGGUCCACAUAGAUACUAGUCAUGCUGGUGUAGUCUAUAGCUGAGCUGGUUAAACUGUAGUAGGGUCCACAUAGAUACUAGUCAUGCUGGUGUAGUCUAUAGCUGAGCUUGUUAAACUGUAGUAGGGUCCACAUAGAUACUAGUCAUGCUGGUGUAGUCUAUAGCUGAGCUGGUUAAACUGUAGUAGGGUCCACAUAGAUACUAGUCAUGCUGGUGUAGUCUAUAGCUGAGCUGGUUAAACUGUAAACUGAUUUGUUAUUAAUUACAAUUCAAUACAAUGUUUUAAUCUUGUACAUUUCCAUGAAUCAUGAUGUCUGGUGUUGAUGUAUAUUGGUUGUCAUUCAGAACCAUUGAUAUGUUUUCUCAGUUGGUUCUCUGUCUCUAUGUAAUUCUCCUCAGUAUCAUUGAUCAGCUUGUUGGCUCGGUCCUAAUUGAUGUGUUCUCUGUCACCUGGAGCUGCAUGGAAAAUGGUCCAGGAACUAAAGGACAAUUCAGGACUAGUCAGCCCACUACAAGCUGGUAUCACUUACUUUCUACUAAACUAUAUGGUCUGGUUUCCCAGGCACAGAUUAAUCCUAGUCCUGGACUAAACAGUAUGUUCAAUGUAGAUGUCCAGGAAACCGGCCCUAAAUGUGUCAUCUUUCAUCCUCCCAUACUGCUCAGUCCAGCAACAUUAAACCUGUCCAGCAGGUGGUGCUGUUGACCAAACAAUAAAACCAGCAGAUAUCUUGACUUGCCACUCAGUAUAUCAGUAAUGUUCAGAAUAGUACUUUAAUAUCAUUGGAGAUUGAUGGUCUUUUUAAUCCAUAUCCAGAGUCAGGAACAGAUGAAGUUAGGUCUGCUACUGUUCAGUGAUUAAAUAUGAUUUAUGGUGAUGGGAAAUAAUAAAAAACACUCAACUUCAUCUAGUAA